AGAGAGAAUAUGGAGAGUGUGGCAGUGUUUGGCGGAGCAAGUCCGAGUUUUUCCUCAUCCCUUCAACGCUCAACCCAGACAACAAGUCCCACCUGCUUAUCCUACGCCCAACCCAACUCUAACCUGCGUACCAUUCACCAAAAGCUAGCAGCUUUCCCGACUCAUCUUUUCUCCUAUUUCCAAUCCCGUCCUCAUGCUAAAACUCCCGCCAAACCCCGCAUCUUUCUCCCACACCUGGUUGCUUCCCUGGAACAGGUUGAGGAGACAUACAUAAUGGUGAAGCCUGAUGGUGUUCAACGUGGCCUUGUUGGAGAGAUAAUCUCAAGGUUUGAAAAGAAGGGAUUUAAACUGACUGGCUUGAAGCUCUUCCAGUGCCCCAGAGAUUUGGCAGAGGAGCAUUAUAGGGAUCUCAAGUCAAAGUCAUUCUUCCCUAAGUUGAUAGAGUACAUUGUAUCUGGCCCAGUUGUGUGCAUGGCAUGGGAGGGUGUUGACGUUGUUGCAUCAGCACGUAAGUUGAUAGGGUCUACAGACCCUCUUCAAGCUGAACCAGGAACUAUUAGAGGAGAUCUUGCUGUUCAAACAGGAAGGAAUGUGGUUCAUGGGAGUGAUAGCCCUGAAAAUGGCAAGCGUGAAAUAGCUCUCUGGUUUAAAGAAGGUGAAGUAUGCCAGUGGACAUCAUCUCAAGCACCAUGGCUGAGAGAGUGAUUUCUGAAUGCUCAAUUCUAUCAACGGAUACAAUUUUGAAAAUAGUUUCCAGAGCUGUUGUAUCAUCAUGUCUUAUAAAUGUAACCUUAAACGGCUAAAUAACCCCUCUUGAAUUAUCAUAUUAACCACAGCCUCUCAAGAAAUGUUUGUUUUCUUGCAUCGAUUCUUGAUUAA
Argentina anserina (silverweed cinquefoil) is the source of this 879-nucleotide messenger RNA. Its product is annotated as nucleoside diphosphate kinase 2, chloroplastic. Bases 10 to 705 code for a protein of 231 amino acids. Gene Ontology annotation, biological process: CTP biosynthetic process; UTP biosynthetic process; GTP biosynthetic process. The record is from RefSeq and is a predicted model, not a curated record. The transcript has 7 exons. Gene Ontology annotation, molecular function: nucleoside diphosphate kinase activity. Lineage: Eukaryota; Viridiplantae; Streptophyta; Magnoliopsida; Rosales; Rosaceae.